This is a messenger RNA of Aspergillus homomorphus CBS 101889, 1227 nucleotides long. Its product is annotated as putative O-methyltransferase. The transcript is spliced from 4 exons. Lineage: Eukaryota; Fungi; Ascomycota; Eurotiomycetes; Eurotiales; Aspergillaceae. The record is from RefSeq and is a predicted model, not a curated record. The coding region runs from base 1 to 1227 and encodes 408 amino acids. Gene Ontology annotation, molecular function: O-methyltransferase activity.
AUGGCUUCAACAAACUCACCAAUCGCGAACGAGGAGCCCCUCACUCUCAUAUCCAAACUUCAACCCCUCACAACCAAACUCAGCAACCCAGAUGAUGUCGACGCCCGCAAAGAGGCCCUGCAGCUCAGUAAAGCGCUCACCGUGCAACUAGAACAGCCGGAGAACAUCGCCGUGGACAUGGCCUUCGCGCCCAUGAUCGCAACCAGCGCGCGCAUCGCCGUGGACCUGAAUCUCUUCGCGCACAUCGCCCAGGCGAAAGAGCCCAUCACCGCCGCGAAACUAGCCGCGUUAUCCGGUGCAGAGGAACUGUUGAUCGUCCGCGUCCUCCGCCUCCUCUCCGCGGUGCACUUCAUCCACGAAACCGCCCCCCAAACCUGGACCGCAACGCGGAUCACACACGCCAUGGCCACAGACGAAAUUGCAGCGGGCCACCGAAUGGUCUCGCGACUGAUCGUGCCGGCAAUGCAGAGCGCGCCCGCCUACUUCCAGAAGCGCGGGUACACGUGCCCCUUCGACCCGACCGACGGGCUGAUGCAGUAUGCCUUCCGCAGCAAGCAGACGACCUUCGAGCGGAUUGCGGCUGACGCUGCGCUCCUGCGCGACUUCAACACUUUCAUGGGGAAUACGAUGGGCGCCAGGAAGUACUGGGUGGAUUGGUAUCCUGUUCAGGAACGGAUACUCGAUGGUUUUGUGGAGGAGGGCAGCAAGGGCAAGGCGUUGCUGGUGGAUGUGGGCGCGGGGAAGGGGCAUGAUUUGCUGGCUUUUAGGGAGAAGUUCCCCCAGGUUGGUGGACGGCUGGUGCUCGAGGAUUUGCCGGCGGUUGUUGAUGGGUUGAGGGGGUUGGAGGGGGGUGUCAAUGCGGGCAUUGAGAUGGUUCCUUAUGAUUUCUUCACCGAGCAGCCGGUUGUUGGCGCCCGAGUCUACUUCUACCACCAUAUCCUCCACGACUGGUCGGAUCCGUACUGCCUGAAAAUCCUGAAACAUGUUUCCGCGGCGAUGACCCCGGGUUUCUCGAAGCUGCUCGUGCAUGAGAUCAUUGUGCACGACCAGAAGGCGGCGCAGUUCCAGGCCCAGUUCGAUAUGACCAUGAUGGCGUUCAACUCCGGGAUUGAGCGCACCCGGCAGCAGUGGGAGACUCUGUUGGAGGCGGCGGGGUUGACGGUGGUGGGGGUUUGGGAUCCGGUCGAUGAGGGCGGCGAUGGGCUCGUGGAGGCUAUGAAGCUUUGA